Trypanosoma rangeli is the source of this 2019-nucleotide messenger RNA. RefSeq names its product urocanate hydratase isoform X1. Gene Ontology annotation, molecular function: urocanate hydratase activity. The coding region runs from base 1 to 2019 and encodes 672 amino acids. Gene Ontology annotation, biological process: L-histidine catabolic process. The record is from RefSeq and is a predicted model, not a curated record. NCBI's taxonomy places the organism in Eukaryota, Euglenozoa, Kinetoplastea, Trypanosomatida, Trypanosomatidae. The transcript has a single exon.
AUGAAGGAAGUGCUCAAGAGUCUCGCUGUGGGCAUCCCGUCGCCGCUCCCGCCGCCAUGCAAAGCGCUUGAUCCGAAUGUUCCGCACGCGCCCAGGCGCACGCCAAACCUGUCCCCUGAGGAUCGUCGUCAGGCACUUGCUAAUGCCCUGCGUUAUUUCAACCCCGCCGAUCACGAACUACUCGCAGAGGAGUUCAACAAGGAGUUGGAUGACUAUGGGCACAUCUACAUGUACCGCCUCCGUCCCACCCAGUACGAGAUGAAGGCCUACCCCAUCACUGACUACCCCGCCAAGAGCAAGUUUGCGGCGGCGAUGAUGCUGAUGAUCAUGAACAACCUUGACGCUCGUGUGGCCAUGUUUCCCCACGAGCUCAUCACCUACGGUGGUAACGGGGGGGUGCUCAACAACUGGGGGCAGUUCUGUCUGGUGAUGAAGUACCUGAGUGAGAUGACGGACCAUCAAACCCUUGCACUUUAUUCAGGUCACCCGCUGGGUCUCUUUCCAAGCCACCCGGAUGCCCCUCGUGCAGUGAUUACAAACGGCAUGAUGGUGCCAAACUACUCUUCCCGUGAGCAGUACGACCGCCUUUACGCGAUGGGGUGCACACAGUAUGGUCAGAUGACAGCUGGCUCCUUCUGCUACAUUGGCCCGCAAGGCAUUGUACACGGCACGACCAUCACAUUCCGUAAUGCCGGACGCAAAUACCUCGGCGUACAUGACCUCGCAGGAAAAGUCGUCUUGACCAGCGGCCUUGGUGGUAUGAGUGGGGCACAGGGAAAGGCCGGUGUUAUUUGCCGUGCUGUCGUCGUCGUGGCUGAAGUUGACCCCAGUGCCCUCUACAAACGGAAAGAGCAGGGAUGGUUGAUGGAGGUGGAAACGGAUGUGGAGACCCUCCUCAAGCGGGUCCGCGCCGCCGCCGCCGCCAAGGAGGCGGUUAGCAUUGGCUACCUCGGCAAUGUUGUGACCGUGUGGGAACGCCUGGUGCAGGAAAAGGAUAACAUUGUCCACCUCGGCUCUGACCAAACAAGUUGCCACAACCCGUUUAAUGGUGGGUACUACCCUGUGCAGCUCACGUUUGAGGAAAGCAAGAAGAUGAUGACGGAGAAUCCAGACAAGUUCAAGGAGCUUGUGCAGGAGUCCCUGCGUCGCCAGGUUACCGCCAUCAAUGCCAUGGCUGCGCGUGGUCUGCACUUUUGGGAUUACGGCAACAGCUUCCUUCUGGAGGCCUCUCGUGCAGGGGCGCAGGUGUGGGCUCCCGAUGAUAAGGUGCGAAGAGUCAACUGCUUCCGCUACCCAUCAUAUGUACAGGAUAUUAUGGGUGACGUGUUUGCGCUUGGCUUUGGCCCCUUCCGCUGGGUCUGUUCCUCGUGUCUACCUGAGGACCUCGAGCUCACCGACAAAAUUGCCGCGGAAACGCUGGAGACGCUGAUGAAGGAUGCCGCCAUCAAGUCACAGGAGCAGAUCUCGGACAACCUCCUUUGGAUUAAGCAGGCUGGCGAGAAUAAGCUCGUUGUGGGUUCACAAGCUCGCAUUCUGUACGCCGACUGCGAGGGAAGGCAGACCAUCGCCAAGAACUUCAACGACGCCAUCCGCGACGGGCGGCUUAAGGGGCCGGUGGUGCUCUCGCGCGAUCACCACGACGUGAGCGGAACGGAUUCCCCCUUCCGUGAAACCUCUGACCUGUACGACGGUUCCGCCCUCACUGCGGACAUGGCCGUGCAGAAUGUCAUUGGUGACUCCUUCCGUGGCGCAACCUGGGUCUCGCUGCAUAACGGCGGUGGUACAGGCUGGGGCGAGGCCAUGAACGGUGGCUUCUGCCUAGUGCUUGACGGCUCCGCCGACGCCGAGCGCCGUGCCAAGCUAAUGCUUUUGUGGGAUGUUAUGAACGGUGUCACGCGUCGCUCGUGGAGUGGAAAUGCGUGCGGCCGUGAGACUGCGGUGCGGGCCAUGUCCCGCGUGGAGGGGCUGAAGAUCACUAUUCCGCAACCCGUCAAACCUGAGGUGUUGCAGAAGUACUAG